Selaginella moellendorffii is the source of this 2431-nucleotide messenger RNA. Its product is annotated as MDIS1-interacting receptor like kinase 2. The transcript has 2 exons. The coding region runs from base 630 to 2342 and encodes 570 amino acids. Lineage: Eukaryota; Viridiplantae; Streptophyta; Lycopodiopsida; Selaginellales; Selaginellaceae. Gene Ontology annotation, molecular function: protein binding. The record is from RefSeq and is a predicted model, not a curated record.
UGAAAGAAUCCCAGACCCACCCAAGAUUUUCAGAGAUGGCUUCCAGUGCCGGACCUCAUCGUUGAUCUCCAAGGUUCAGGAGCGUCAGGAGCACCAUCGCCCGCCUCUUUCGCAACGGAUCCAACCUUUGCUGGUAGUGACCGCAGCAUACUAAAUUUUUCACUAAGUUUGUCCUCACACUUACUACAUCUCUCUUGAGGGCUGACUGCAAUUAGGCCUGCGUUCCUACAUGUCUUUGAGGUACUUUGCCGCAUCUUCAGAUGUUAAGGUGGGCAAGUCGUGCGUGUGAACGUUGAGUAGAGGCGCACCCGUAGUUGACGGCAAAGCGAGCAAGAGUCACUGCUGGAGUUGAUGGUGACUUGAGCUGAUCCGUCGCAACCUGGAGAUGGUGUGCUUAGGACAAUUCGGCACGCCUCCUUUUAGCGGGACAGUGUGAACUCAUUUUCCUUUCAAGAACACGUAUUUUGUUUGGAAACUUCUUUCUCUGUGACGCUCUCUGUAAUCCAUUCCAAAUUUUCCAUUCAUCCAAUUUGCCUGUUCCUAAAUCUUCAGGUGUUUGUCCAAUUCUUCCUUCACUAUAUAUAGUUGGUUUCGGUUUCUUGAGCAGAAUAGACUCCACCGUUCUUGCAAUGGCGCAUUUGAUGUUGCUGGUUCUGGUGCUUAGUGCACUGCAGUGGCCCCGAUCCUGCAAACCUGAGCACGUUUGUUCAAAAGCAUCUGGAGAUAAGUCAUUGCUGCUCUGUUUCAAGGAUACACUGGAUGAGCAAACACGAGCUACACUAUCGAGCUGGAAUGAUUCAGGGCAUCCAAGUUCCUGGAGAGGAAUUGUCUGGAACAAGCGGAGCGAUCUUGUGCUCAAGUUGAACCUGACGGGUGCCGGUCUGAGCGGAAAGUUGUGGCCUGUUUGGUGUAGACUCCCUUUGCUUCAGUUUGCAGAUUUCUCCAACAACAAUCUCAGUGGACACCUCACCUUUGAUGGCUGUCAGUACAAUGCCUCCUCCCGUCUUCAGGUGCUCAAUCUGCGCAAUAAUUCUUUGUCUGGCAGCAUACCCCAAAGCAUUUCGACCAUCCGGGCGCUCAAGUACCUUAAUCUGGGGCAAAACGAUCUGACAGGCUCCAUUCCUCAAGGCCUUUGGAAUCUCGUGCAACUCCGGGAACUUGAUCUGGGAGGCAACGCUUUGAGUGGCUCUAUACCGCCUGAGCUUGGCUAUCUCACAAAUCUUCAGCAUUUGAUUCUCGCAUCUAAUCAGCUCAGCGGUUCUAUCCCACCCGAGAUUUCCAACUGCACCCUCUUGCGCAAGAUGGCUCUUAUGAGGAACGUCCUCAGUGGUGAAAUAUCCAGCAGCAUAGGCAACCUGUCCAACCUCAGGAUUCUUGCCCUCACUGCAAACAAUCUCACAGGUAAUCUGCCUCCAAGCUUCAGUGGACUCACGUCACUGAAGAUGCUGGAUGUUGGCUACAACUCGCUUAGCGGUCCAUUUCCAGACGCAGUGAAGAACAUGGCCUCGCUCAGGUAUCUCUCAGUGUCAACAAAUCGGAUGGAAGGUCCCAUACCUCCCUGGCUUGGAAACUUCACGAAUCUCAGGCACCUUAUUCUGUACCGAAACAGAUUCACUGGAAGCAUUCCUCCACAGCUGGGAAGUCUCAAUUAUCUGAAGUUUCCCAUGAAACCUCAAUUUGAUCCCGACCUUAGCGGUGUGCAACUUCAAAACAAUCUAUCUCCUUCAGGUGGUGAUGCAGCGAAGAUACUUUCCUACUCUUAUGAUUUCUUCCCCACGGUGCUGGACCUGUGCGAGAACAAGCUAAGCGGAUCCAUACCACCCGAGCUUGGACAGCUGCAAAACCUUCAACACCUUUGGCUGUGUGACAACAUGCUGUCCGGCCCCAUUCCGUCCACUUUAGCGGAUGCAACUCGCCUCAUACUCCUCCAGCUCUACGAUAAUCAGCUCAGCGGUCAGAUUCCUCCCCAGCUCACUAGUUUGACAUCCCUGUCAUACUUCAAUGUCUCCAACAACAACCUUUCUGGACCGAUCCCGACAUCAGCACAAUUCAGCACAUUCAAUGACAUUUCAGCCUUUGCUGGAAACCCAGGAUUGUGUGGCAGUCUUCUGAACAAGGCAUGCACGGUUGAACCUGAAGAUUCAUCGUCACUGUCCAAGGAACAUGAGAAUGGCAAUUUUGUUGAUGGUAAAGCAUUUGCGGUCGGUGUAGCUGUUGGAUUAUGUGGCGGCUUCUGGGCUGUUAUGUCUCUUGUGUCAGAGUCGUCCGUGAUUUGGCUAACCAAGCGGAUCAGGUAUUAUCUGCAAACUGUUGGGUUGCUAAAGCAAAAAGAGGUUAUAUGACAUAUGAUUGUCAGUCUUAUGCUCCUUGUGGGGUAUUAUGGCAUUGUAAAACUUUGUAAAUAAUAUAUGAAUAAAUGAAUAUAUAUAUU